This is a messenger RNA of Lolium perenne, 405 nucleotides long. NCBI's taxonomy places the organism in Eukaryota, Viridiplantae, Streptophyta, Magnoliopsida, Poales, Poaceae. The record is from RefSeq and is a predicted model, not a curated record.
AUGUCGGACGGCGAUGUAGAGAAGCCGGGCGGGCUCGCGCACGGCGGCGGCAGACGUGCGGCUGCGUCCGCCGCGCUUGUGAGGGACGACGCGGGCGACGGGCGGCGGGGCGGCGGGCAGCGUGCGUGCGACGGGCGGCGGGCGGCGGAGCGGCGUGCGUGCGACGGGCGGCGGGCGGCGGGCGGCGUGCGUGCGACGGGCGGCGGAGCGGCGGGCGGCGUGCGUGCGACGGGCAGCGGAGCGGCGGGCGGCGUGCGUGCGACGGGCGGCGGGCGGCGGGCGACGGGCGGCGUGCGUGCGGCGAGCGGCGAGCGGCGGGCGACGGGCGGCGGGCGACGGGCGGCGUGCGGCGUGGUUGCGACGGGCGGCGGGCAACGGGCGAUGGGAUUAGGGCCGGGUGAUUAG